CUCUCUCUAUCUCUCUCUCUCUCUCUUCAUUGUACGUACAACUUUUCAUGCAAAUCAUGGGUAAUCUCAUGCUUUUAAGUAUCAUCAUCUUGUCUUUCCGUACCUCCCAUGGCUUAAAAGGCGGUUGGCAAAAGGCGCAUGCAACUUUUUAUGGUGGCGAAGACGCGUCUGGUACCAUGGGUGGUGCAUGUGGCUACGGUAACCUCUACAGUGAUGGCUACGGCACAAACACGGCUGCAUUGAGCUCCUCCCUCUUUAACAACGGGCUGAGCUGCGGCGCCUGCUACCAGUUGCGGUGUGUCGACGACCAAAAAUGGUGUCUACAUGGCAUCAUCACCGUCACCGCCACCAACUAUUGUCCACCAAAUUAUGCAUUGGCCAAUGACAAUGGCGGGUGGUGCAACCCGCCUCUCCGUCACUUCGAUCUGUCGCAACCGGCUUUCUUGAAGAUCGCACAGUAUCGGGCUGGAAUCGUACCCGUUGCUUAUAGAAGGGUACCAUGUAUAAAGCAAGGAGGCAUGAGGUUCACAAUCAAUGGUCACUCUUACUUCAACUUGGUUUUGAUCACCAACGUGGGCGGUGCAGGGGAUGUUCAUAGCGUCGCGAUCAAAGGGUCGAAAACAGGAUGGCAAACAAUGACAAGAAACUGGGGCCAAAACUGGCAAAGCAACUCUUAUCUCGACGGUCAAAGCCUCUCUUUUAGAGUAACAGCCAGUGACGGAAGAGUUGUCACUAGCUACAACGUGGCACCUUCUGGUUGGCGGUUCGGCCAAACAUUUCGAGGUCGUCAGUUUGAAGAUCUCUGAGAAUACCAAUAUCAAACCAGUAUAGAAAGCCAACCCGAAUCGGUUAGGUUCAAGAUGGCGGUUCCCGGUUCAACCGGCCCAUCCUGUAUUGAAUAAAAAGGGGAUUUAUGACUGUGGUUUUCAGUUUGUUAGUUUAUACGCCGAGUUAUUUUUGUUAAAAAUAAUUGUCCAAUUUACAAUCCUAGACUGUAACGCGAUUUAUACGAUACAUAAUUGUCCA
Helianthus annuus (common sunflower) is the source of this 1026-nucleotide messenger RNA. Its product is annotated as expansin-A10. The coding region runs from base 48 to 806 and encodes 252 amino acids. Gene Ontology annotation, biological process: plant-type cell wall organization. The record is from RefSeq and is a predicted model, not a curated record. Gene Ontology annotation, cellular component: extracellular region. NCBI's taxonomy places the organism in Eukaryota, Viridiplantae, Streptophyta, Magnoliopsida, Asterales, Asteraceae. The transcript has 3 exons.